AAAACAAGCUUCAAAACGACUUUGGCAUCGGUGGCAGCCUGCUCACGUGGUUAAAAAGCUAUCUGAGUGACAGGACGCAGUACACGGUUGUAAAUGGUAAAGAAUCCUCUAUCGCGAAGAUUACCUACGGAAUCCCACAGGGAUCAGUAUUAGGCCCCACCCUAUUUGCACUGUUUACAAACGAUCUACCUGAAAAUGUAGAAACUGGAAAUGUUUAUAUGUACGCGGAAGACACGAUGUUAUAUUGUAUCGAAGACUCAGCCGACGAAGUGGUAUCGACACAUAACAAAGCCCUGAGUGUACUUUAUGUGUGGUGCAUAGCCAACCAACUAACCCCACAUCCCCAAAAAAGUGAAUUGAUGCUCCUCUCAAGACAACGUAUAAUAGGCUCACUUGCCCCAGUUUUUCUAGGAGAGCAAAUGAUCAAGUGGGUAAAAAAGACGAAACUUCUCGGGAUGGUCAUUGAUGAGAAUCUCAGUUGGAAUGAACAUAUAUCGGAACUAAAACUGAAUUAUGUUAAUUAACAAAUUAAAUCUUGUAAAAACAUCAAGGUUUUUGCCGACAAGUGUAUACUAUUAGAUGUAUACUUUAAAGUCAUUCUUCCAUCCAUUACCUACGCACUGGUUGUCUGGGGCGGAUGUAGUAACAAGGAAAACUUCAAGUCAUUAGAACGCUUGCAUUGUAGAGCUGCAAGAAUUAUAUACAAAUUACCUAGAUACAUGCCAUCGGUAGAUGUGCUUUCCAAAGUCGGUUAGAACACAUUAUUCUUCUACUAUAAGACAACUAUAUUGAAACUAAUUUGUAAAAUAAUUAAGAAUGUAACACCUAACUCGAUGUCAGACAUGGUAAGCAGACGAGAAUGCAAUUACUCUCUACGAGCCAAAUACCAACUAUCUGCACCCCGCUUCAAUACAAAAACUUUGAAGCUCUCUAUAACGUAUAGAGGUGCAACCUUGUGGAAUGAUAUAAAUCGAAAAUAUAGCGAAAUAAACAUUGAUGAAUUCGACAAUGUUAACGCUUUCGUAAAAAAGGCCAUAAAAACAAUCACCUUCAAAGACUUUGUCUUUUUAUAGACAUAGUUAGUAAAUAUAUAGUAAUUAAUUCUUAUAUGUAAUUUAGAACUUUUGUAUAUAUCUCUAAGUGCACGACCCCACAAACUUAUGCUUUAAACAUUAUCGUGCUUAAAUAAAGUCAUAUUAUUAUUAUUAUUAUUAUUAUUAUUAUUAUUAUUAUUAUUAAGUUGCCAAGUAUGAACUUAACUUCAAAAAUCGAAAUGCCAUUGUCCUGAAUGCUCGCCUCCGUGAGCGUGCAUCCACAGCAAGUCACCAUAACAAAAAUAAAUAUAUCUUAAUUACGAUGGCCGAGAAGGGACUUCCGAGUUUCCGAGAUUCCAGGUUUCCGAGUUUCCGAGAUUCCGAGUUUCCGAGUGAUUGACCAUUUUAAUAGUUUAAAAGCAUUUAAUAUAAACAUUUAAUACAUGGAUAGCUGUUAUGAAGAGAUGAAAUUUGUUUAAUUUUUAGUUUCUAUUCAGUAUUCACUAGCAUUCAUGCCCAUCUUACUUUAUCGUGAAUAAUUUACCAAGAUCGGCAAAAGCUAGGAUAAGAUAAAAAACCAAACAACAAACAUAUAAUGUAAACCAGUUAACUGGCAUUUACAGCAAUUCUUGUCCUAAAUGAGAAGCUUCACUCUAUCUAAAAAAUAAUACAUAUUUUUUCUUCUAUCCUUUUAUAUUUUUUCCUCAAAGCAUUUAAUUCUCUUGACUUGGAGAGUAAAUUUUCCUUUAAAUCAUCUCUCUUUUGAUCAAGCUCUCCCAAAGGAAACUACAGUUUCUGCGACGUCUUGGUGGUUCGACUGGUUGCUCUCCGUUUCUUGCUCCCAAUGACCUAACAAUGGCUAGCUCAUUGUAUCUAACUGAAAAAUACGAAAAUGUGUUCGAAAUUUUCAUCGGCUAAAAAAAUGAUAGAGCCCUUUCAGCCUUCCAAAGAGCAAUAGUGACAACUAUAUUGUGGUUUUAUGGUUGUACUUUUUCGAUAAAAAGGUGAAAAGCCAGCAAAAGAUUUAAAAAUUUCAUGCCAACUAACCUUCCAAAAUAUACAAUAUUAAUGAUCACAAUUUUCACAACAUCAUAUGAACUUGCAACGCGAAUAAUACACCAAACCGCAUAAUCUUGAUGUCAAAAUGAAGAUAAGAAUUCGAGCUUUCUAGUUUCGAGGCGGGAAAACGCUAAUACAAGUUACCAGUCCGUCAAAAAGAGAAUAUAAUAUGGAAAUAUUUGCAUUAAUUUUGAAAAUAAAUUAAUUUUAAUAACCGCGCGUUUUGGGGAAUUUAGGACCUGGGUCUAGCGGACGUUUAAUUGGCAAAAAUUACUACAUAAAUUUACCAAGUGUGCAAAAUGACAUACGUUAAGAAUUAUGAUGGAGAACUUAUUUGUUUGAUGUAAUCGCUAAGUUAUAUUACAUAUUACGUUUGGAAAUUACUGCCAAAAAAUUACGAGAAUUGAUACUCGUUUUAAUUGCCAAAUUACAUUAUGUUUGGAAUUAUGUUUGACAAAUUAUGGCUAUCGAUAUUUCUUCUAGUUAUUAAAUUACGUCAAUUUUGAAAUUAUUCUGCAUCCCACAGUUUUACUUGAAUCAACAGUGUGGCCUUCCUUUACAAGGAAAAUUUUAUUUAUUGUGCUUCGCUUCCAAACAUCAUACAACAAUUGCAUUAAAGAAGCUGGGACACCACAACAGCUGAACACCAAUUACAGUGGGCCCUUUAUAAAAUAUCAAUAUGAAUAUAGAAAACAGAAAUAAUUAACAAAUUUUCGCCGAAGGCUAGGUGAUAAUCGGCGAGAAGGGACAGAGACUUAGUCGAAGUUUUCAUUUAACAAUAACCAUCGAGCCUGAGGCGAAUAAUAGUUUUAGUAUAAUAAGUUUUAGUAUAAUUUCAUAAAUGAUUAAUUAUCUGGGGAAAAAAAUAUAGAAUUACACAUUUCUUCAUCAUUUAAUAGUCAAACGACUUCGGCCGACGGCCGCCAUAAUAUUUCGAAAAUCGCUUUGGUGAUUAUCGCGUUAUAAUCACCUCAACGGCAACCAAUCAGCGUGGAAAAUUUUCAAUAAUCACCUAUGUAAUUAUACUUAGUUUACUUAAACCUUCUCCGUCAAUUCAGUACUGUUACUUUCAUUCUUGCUUGCCAAAAAUUCGUCGAUAGUUUCAUCACUAAGUGGAUACCAAGAAAAGUGUGCCAAACAUCCUUCCUCGCGCUCAUCGGCGGCUGCUAUAUCAUCAGGGAACUGUUUCUUCAUGAGCUGCACCUCCAUUUCAUCCAGAAGAACAGUAUUGGUUGUCAGAAACAAAUUCAGUACCCUCAUCAGGGCAUUUCCGCGAGAGAUCUGCAAAUUACAGAACGAUUCGGUUUGGAUGUCGAUGCCGUUACUCUUGUUGAGCACGAGAUUUCUUGAUGCCAUCACCAUUAAAAGCAAUGCCACGAUGUAUUGGGUCCAUCCCUUUUCGUACUUGAUUAAAAGGUAGAUUCCGAUCAGAAUAACUAAAACAGAGACCACGAAGGUGCAAUUGGCCACAAUCUUGUAAGCUUUGCUUCCAUAAAGAUUUUGCGUAAACUUUAUGUAGCUGCCAGUGUGGUAAUCGGGGUGGUGGUAGAUGCAAUACACCAAAAGAACCAGAAGGAAACCUGCAAUGAAAAAAGAGAGUUAUUUAUAACAUUUAGGUAAAAAAUUCGUGAAGUACGCUAACAAUCAUGAAAUACGCUACUUUGCAUGUCGAAAGGAAUUUGUGCAUGGAAAUUUCGAUUGUGAUUUUUAUACAUUAUGCCUAACAGGAGCAGACGCGAAAGUUCCGAACCAUAGGCACAGAAUAAAGAUCAGUGACAGAAGGACCACUCAGCGGUGCAAUGAAUCUUCGUUUUUUUAUACAAAAUUAUGCAGUUUACUGGCCAUAAGACGGAGCAGCUAGGCAGUCUAGCGCGUUCUCGUAAAACUAGUAAUACAGCCACUGUCAAAAAAAUUAAACUUCCUGAUAAAGAAGUAACAAAUGCAUCCGCUAUUGCAAAUGUCUUUAAUUCACACUUAACUUAUUUAGGUGAAAGGCUUGCUAGUAAUAUAGAUAGUUCAGACACCGAUCCCACCUUUUAUAUCAAACUUACAAACACAGUAGCCUAUUUUCAUUUAUUGGAAUUGAAACACAUAAUGUAACUCGUUUGCUUGAAACUAUUAACUCUAAUAAUGCCACAGGUCUUGAUGGUAUUCCAGGAAGAAUUUUGAAAUUAUCAGCCGAUGUUGUGUCCCCUUCGUUGACUAAAAUAUUCAACCAAUCUCUUAUUCAGGGAAUUUAUCCAGAUGAUUGGAAAAUUGCUAAGGUCGUCCCUGUUUUUAAAAACGGAACAAGGUAUGAUUUGAAUAAUUACCGUCCAAUAUCAAUAAUUUCGCCUGUUGCUAAAAUAUUUGGCAAAUUAGUGCAUGAUCAAUUUUAUUGCUACUUGACAAGUAACGAUUUAUUGUCGAAAUAUCAAUCCAGAUUUCGACCAAAUCACACCACUCUUAUUGCUUUGUUGGAAACUAUAAAUAUACUAAAUAGUUGGUGUGUAUAAAUAUUGAUAACGGCCUCUUUAAUGGAGUUGUUUUCAUUGAUCUAAAGAAAGCGUUUGAUACUAUUGAUCACAACAUACAACUGAUUAAAUUAAAUAUUAUGGAGUAGAUGAGAAUAUUUUGACUUGGUUUCACCCAUAUUUAACAAAUCGGAAACAAAAGUGUUUUGCCAAUGGAAACUUUUCCGACAGUUGUCCUAUAACUUACGGGGUCCCUUAUGGCUCUUUUAUUGGUCCUCUUUUGUUUUUAGCCGAUUUUAAUGACCUGCCCGAAUGCCUGAAUGAGGUGUUACCUAGAAUGUAUGCCGAUGAUACUUACAUAAGUUUCCAAAGUAAUAAAUUUGAUGACCUUGAAAAUCUUAUGAAUAUAGAACUUGGUAAACUUAAAGAAUGGCUUAAUGUUAACAAGUUAAGUUUAAAGCUGGUUCAUGGUUAUUGCUUCUCAUCAAAGUCUCGCUACAUUUGAUAACCAUGAACUUAAUGUUUUCGUAGGCAAUGAUCAAAUUGAAAGAGCCAAUGGGAUAAGUUUUUAGGACUUAAAAUAAUAAUAAUAAUAAAUAUUUCAUCUGGCAUAUCCAUAUUACUUGGCUCUUCAUCCAUACAUUUAAAAAAACUAACAAAGUAUUUCUAAAUUUCCAACAUAUUCACGGACAAUUUAAAACUUACUUAAAACUAAAAACCGGAGUUUUUGUUUUCAAACAAAUAGCACAAAGUAUCCAAAAUAGAGCUGCACGUGUUAUAACACGCGCUAUGAUGUUUCAUCUACAGUAGCUCUGUACGUGAAGAACUUGGAUGGAAUAAUUUUAUUAAUUUAUAUAUAGUAACUGUAAGUGAAGUCACGAACAAUUUAACACCUAUAUGGAUAUCUACAAAAUUUGUUUGUUAUAGACUCAGAGAUUUUGAAGGCAGACUGUUUCCCCCUAAACCUAGAACGGAUUAUCUUAAACGAUACUUCAGUUAUAGUGGAGCUUCAUUAUGGAAUAGCUUGCCUGAAUCUCUGAGAUUAACUUCAUCACUUUAAUUUUUUUUAAAUAUCUUUAAAACUAAUGUUAUUUAAGUCUUGUCCGACUCCCACACGUACAACCAUAUAUCUUUAAGUUUACAAUAAUUUAUACUAUAUUUAUAAUAUGUGAUAUUACUAAAGGUUCACCGUGUUUUAAAUAAAGGCGAUGUAUGUAUGUAUGUAUGUAUGUGUAUGUAUGUAUGUAUGUUUAUUGGCCAGAAAUGUAUGUGUAUGUAUGUAUGUUUAUUGCCUGGCUAGGAAAAUGGCAGCCAACAUCCGUAAUGGGACAUGCGCCAGGACAGAAACUUCAAAACUUCCAACGUAAGUGGCCCGUCUGUAUGGAUCUUUAUUCUGUGCCAAAGGCCUUCUGGCGGGAAUCAAGCGUGUGGUCCUGCGAUUCCUGUGCAGCGUUCUAACUAACUGAGUUAUAGAAUGCAGUUGUCGAGCUAUAACUGCAAGUUCAUGUACGUAUGCUAAGGUAAUGUUAAUGUAAGGUGUGUAUGCUAAAUAUCAGAAUUCUUGGGUACAUCAAUCGAUACAACUAAUUGUUGAAUGGAUUUUUGGAUGAAAUUUUGAGUGCGAUUUUCAUGCAUACAUUUAUUACACCUCAUAAGGAGCAGAUGUAAAAAAAUAUAACUAUUGUCUGUUUGGCAGCAAUCAAAUCUGCGGUCCUCUGAUUCCGAUGCAGUUCUCUAACCAACGAGCUACAGAGUCCAGUUUUUACGCCAGGUUCCUAUACGCUAUUGCUCAGAAAUAUCAAAGCUAACCCCUGUUGGAAAGAAUUAGCGUCUGUUUCCGGAUAUAUGCGUCAAGUGAUUUUCAACGCGCUAUAUGGUUUGUAAUAUAUGAAUUUUUGAGCGAGAUUCUGUUGCUGCCAUGAGCAUGGAUUUUUCUAUUAAAACGUAAAAAUGACAGCUUUAGUUAGGUAACCUAACCGACACCGAAAUGCUAAGUAAUAUUAUUGAAACUGGUGUCCAUUACUUAAGCAUUAAACACAGACACAGUUGUGGAUAACUCGGUGGAGCGGGGGGGGCUACCUCCCCUCCCCCACCUUUUGGGAAUAUUGUCGAAUUUUCGGAAAUUUUGACCUGAAAGAGGGCAAAACUGCCUUUUCGAGUGCAAAUUGGGGGCGAGGUGGUUGCCAGUAAUUUGAAGGUUUUGUCGGAAAUUUAGGAGAGAUCCACCCCCUCGGAGAAAGUAAAUUUCCGUAACUGCACAGAAAGUCAGUCAAG
This is a messenger RNA of Paramuricea clavata, 6820 nucleotides long. The record is from the annotation of a GenBank genome assembly. NCBI's taxonomy places the organism in Eukaryota, Metazoa, Cnidaria, Anthozoa, Malacalcyonacea, Plexauridae.